Choloepus didactylus (southern two-toed sloth) is the source of this 1353-nucleotide messenger RNA. It is a transcript of the gene SPMAP2L, whose product is annotated as theg spermatid protein like. The record is from RefSeq and is a predicted model, not a curated record. NCBI's taxonomy places the organism in Eukaryota, Metazoa, Chordata, Mammalia, Pilosa, Megalonychidae. Bases 1 to 1353 code for a protein of 450 amino acids. The transcript has 10 exons.
AUGGAGGACCAAGAGUUUUCAGGUUCAGCCCGGCUGACGGCGGUGGCUGAUGGGCUCGAAACGACAGAAGUAUCCUCGGGGACCGAGGCCUUCCUGGCGUCCCUUGUGCUCAGCGACCUCGGUGGGGUCGAAGGGUCCCAGGAGCCCGAGGAGCCCGAGGAGUGGGAGGAGCCCGACGAACGAGACGAAUCUGACGAGUCCGACGAGCCCGACGAGUCUACUGAGACCCCAGAAACUCCCGAACACCACGGGUCCUCUGAACUGCUCCAACUCCGCGAACCCAGCAAGUCCCGCCCGCGCCGCCCGCCCAGCCCGCACCGCCGGUCCCGCGGCGCCGAGUUUCAUCCUUGCGCCGCGAUGAUCUCCCCUUCCCUGGUGUCCCCGUCCCUGCCACGGAUCCUGCUGUCUUUCCCGCGCGAAUUUUUUCCUUUACUUUUCUGUUUCUUUUUUGCAGAUGCUGUUUUCUAUGACUUUGUAAGGAAAAGUUCUUUCUCUAGGAAGAGAAUCCAAGAACUUUCUAGGCCUAAAAAACAACGAGGAGCCCCAGACAGAAAACUAUUUUGGGGGAAUCAAGAUCCUAUUCGCCCUGUUUCCCAGAGUGCUUUGAAGGCUCAGCUGACCAAAAGACUUGAGAACCUUGCUCAGCCCAAGAAAGUCUCUUACAAAUAUGUACCUAACAGGUCUCAAUAUUACUACAGCUGUGGUAGAGAGUCUGUAAUCUGGGAGAUUCCUCCUCCUGCACUGUUUAUCCUACCCUCCAAAAGGAUCCAGAAGCUGGCACAGCCCAAAAGAAGCAAGCAAGAGCAUCUAAGCAACAGGCCCUUCAGUGAUAACAUAAGAUAUUCGCAUCAUAUCCCUGAUCCUUCUCCCCGGAUAUUACGACUCUCUAUAGCCAAAGGCACAGAUCCAAACUAUGUACCUCCAAAAAUGCUUGAAACAAAGAUUUCAACUUCUGUUCUGGGUGCUAUUGCAACUCCAAGAAUUGUAGACCUUGCCCAGCCAAGACUCAAGAUAGAGGGUCUAUGCUAUGAGAGAGAAAGAAUUGGAAUGCCCAUCCGUCCUGUAACCACUGCUGCCAAGCAAGCCUGUCCUAGCCCUCGAAUAAGAGCUCUAGCUAAGUGCAGGCCUCUUCAUCAAGAUUAUUUACCCAUUCGUGAUGCCCAUUGGCCAGUAUCUUAUGCUGCUAUCCAUUCCAAAGCAUCGCCCAGAAUUCAGGAGCUAGCCAAUCCAAAUACAAGGACUGCUGUGCAUGUUACAUAUUAUGAUCCAAAUGUCUUUAAUGUCAAGCCAGCUGCUAUGAAAGCACAGUGUUCUCCAAGGAUCCGGGAGUUGGCAGAACCUCUUAUUCGUUAA